AGAGUAUCACGGGGCGCGAAAGAACGACGAGAGCAACGCGAGCAACGUGAAAUUGAAAAUUGAGAAAAUAAUGCUCGUCGUGCUGAUCUAGAGGACACAACUUUGGGGACAUUAGGCAAUCUGCCUAGACAGCAAUUUAGGUCUUUCGGAUAUGCUUUCUAUUGAACCUGAGAGCAUUCCCGAAGAUGUCAGCCUUGGAAAACGUAAAUGUAUCCUCGCCGGAUUCGAGCAAAAACCAGUAUGACGAUUCCUUUGUGGAGUUUUCUCGAAGGGACAGCGAGAAUGAUUUUCCAUUCACGGAGCUGGAGAAAGACGCAUUAGGUCUCUAUGAUAGAUUAGGCGCAAUCAAGCUUGAGCAGCGUCUAUUGGAAGCAACGUAUUCGAAUUCAUCAGAUGUCAUGGAUGAGCCAGACGAUGGCAUUGAGGCGCAGCUGCAAGUUGCGCAGCGCGAGUUAUUGGACGCCAGGGCAAGCUAUAAUUUGAAGAAACAAAUAGCAGAGAGUAUCAUCAUCACAGACCCAACAUUGAAAGCGGUGCAUUCGGGUGCAAAUGGCACUCCUGCAGAGAGAGACUUGGCUCCUCUGAUUGAUCGAAGAGAUAUCCUUUCGAUCGCUCACUCCAACCUCUGUUCCUUGCUUUCGUCAACCCGAACCACUUUGACCAGAAGAGAAGCAGAGCAGAUUACUCUGACAACAACAAACCAAGAUCUUGCAAGCUCAAUUAUACGGCUGGCAGAUGAUGCGAAUACACAUGACAUUCUCACACAGAGGCAAGAGGCUAUCGUGCAAUUAGAUGAGCUCGAAAGAGAGUGUCGCGUUCAGAAAUCUAGAUGGCGGAUAAUGAAGAGCGUCGUCGCGGCUGCUGUUGUUGGAAGCGGUGUCGACUGGGCUGGAAACGAAUUACUUCAAGACUUGGUACUGGACGAUGAGGAGAACUUUUGACAUGAACAAUCUAUUCCUAUCAAUGUCCAAUUGAGUCGAAUCUUUACAUCCUUAUCGUCUUGAAAAAGAAAUGAAAGGGAAAAAAAAAUACUAAACAUAGAUUUCAACAACAUCUUCCCAGGAAG
Xylona heveae TC161 is the source of this 1066-nucleotide messenger RNA. RefSeq lists its product as hypothetical. Lineage: Eukaryota; Fungi; Ascomycota; Xylonomycetes; Xylonales; Xylonaceae. The transcript has 3 exons. Bases 186 to 941 code for a protein of 251 amino acids. The record is from RefSeq and is a predicted model, not a curated record. Gene Ontology annotation, cellular component: kinetochore. Gene Ontology annotation, biological process: kinetochore assembly.